Messenger RNA from Sugiyamaella lignohabitans, 876 nucleotides. RefSeq lists its product as uncharacterized. The transcript has a single exon. Lineage: Eukaryota; Fungi; Ascomycota; Dipodascomycetes; Dipodascales; Trichomonascaceae. The coding region runs from base 1 to 876 and encodes 291 amino acids. Gene Ontology annotation, cellular component: TRAPPIII protein complex. The record is from RefSeq and is a predicted model, not a curated record.
AUGUCGAGCUCGUCUUCGAGGAAGCAUUUGGUAGGGGUGAAAGUGCUCCAGCUGUCGCGGCCGGUGCUGAGUCGGGCCGAGAUAUUGAAGGAGACCCCGUCGACGCUGGUCGAGCUGCCCUCGUCGUUUAAUGUUUAUGUUGGCGAGAAGUUCUCUUGUCUGGUGUCGGUAUACUCUGAAUCCACCCAGCCGGUCCAUGUCAAUUUAAGUGUGUUUGUCGUCACUCCAUCGCACAAAGAAACGGUAUUAGUACAUUCUGACCAACCGGAAGUGUCUGAGUUCACCCUUGAACCUGGCAAAUCAACUCAAUUGACAGUCCACUACGAACCGAAAAGCAGCGGGUCUCACAGUCUCACCACAGCCAUCAGCUACAGACCCAAAGUCUACGAAUCAGCUGAAGAUCUCUCUGACGAGGGAUCCGGUUCUCCAUCUACACAACAGACACCUGGAAAAACCAAUUCUUCAACUCCAACUGGAACAUCUGGAACUCAGGCGGAUCAGAACCCGAUCACGAACCCGAUAGUCAAGUUCCACAAACGUAAUGAAUUCCUGGCCACCCAGGCCCUUGAAGUACGCGGUAAAGUGACCUUUAUUGACGGAAACCAGUCGGCGUAUACUUUUGAAGCCGAGAUAGAAAAUGUGUCACACAACACCAUGAUCCUCGAAACAGUCGACCUUCUCCCCGGGACGGGCUGGUUAGCAACCGCAUCUCCCAACACUCCCGACACCCCUCUCCACCCCAAAGACGUCUGGCAAAUGGCCUACAUCGUCACCACCGACCCCGACGCCACAACCGUCACAUCAGCCCGUCCCGACAAAUUCAUGCUCGGCUGGCGUCGCGAACCUCUCGGCGAACGGGGCUGGCUGGCUCUGUAA